Messenger RNA from Lactuca saligna, 3078 nucleotides. The record is from the annotation of a GenBank genome assembly. NCBI's taxonomy places the organism in Eukaryota, Viridiplantae, Streptophyta, Magnoliopsida, Asterales, Asteraceae.
GCAAUAUCCAUGUCUACCCAUCUCUUUCGCGUCAAUUGUUUUGUGCAGUCAAAAAUAUAUAAACGAACCAGGACUUUAGUUCUUGAUAUUCUCUUUAGUCAGUAAGAGGGGUUUUCUCUCCCCCUUUUCUCUCUCUUUCUUGAGGAUCUUGUCUUCUACUCAAUAAUAUUCUGGAAUUUUCCAUAAAUCGUUAAAAAGGAUUCAAAAGAGAGAACGAAAAAGCCCAAAUACACAUUAUAUGAAGAUCUAACACUUCGUUUUCUUGAGCUUUUUGCUUGAGGAAUAUUUGAUCGAAGAAUAAUGUCUCAAGCUAAUUGGGAAGCUGAUAAAAUGUUAGAUGUUUAUAUACAUGACUAUUUGGUAAAAAGGGAUUUAAAAACCUCUGCUCAGGCAUUUCAAGUUGAAGGAAAAGUCUCAUCUGAUCCUGUUGCUAUCGAUGCCCCUGGUGGCUUUCUAUUCGAAUGGUGGUCUGUAUUUUGGGACAUAUUUAUUGCAAGGACUAAUGAGAAGCACUCUGAAGUUGCAGCUUCCUAUAUUGAGACACAGUUAAUCAAAGCAAGGGAGCAACAACAACAACAACAGCAACAACAACAACCACAACAAUCGCCUCAUCCACAACAACAGCAACAACAACAACAACAGCAUCAACAAAUGCAAAUGCAACAACUUAUAUUGCAACGCCAGGCCCAACAAGCCCAACAGGCCCAACAACAACAACAACAACAACAACACCAACAGCAACAACAACAACAACAACAACAUCAACAACAACAGCAGCAACACCAACAACAGCAGCAGCAGCAACAACAACAAAGGAGAGAUGGGGCCCACUUACUAAAUGGGGCUUCAAAUGGGCUUGUGGGAAAUGAUCCACUUAUGAGACAAAAUCCAGGAACUGCUAAUGCCAUGGCUACAAAGAUGUAUGAGGAGAAUUUGAAAGUGCCACUUUCUAGGGAUUCUUUAGAUGAUGCUGCUAUGAAGCAAAGAUAUGGUGAGAAUGUUGGCCAACUUUUGGACCCAAAACAUGCAUCGAUUUUGAAAUCAGCUGCAGCUGGACAACCUUCAGGGCAAGUGUUGCAUGGAACAUCUGGAAGUAUGUCUCCUCAAGUUCAAGGUCGAAAUCAACAGCUUCCAGGAUCUACACCUGAGAUAAAGACAGAGAUGAAUCCAAUAUUGAACCCCCGAGCUGCGGGCCCCGAAGUGUCAUUGAUUGGAAUUCCUGGAUCAAAUCAAGGUGGUAACAACUUGACAUUGAAAGGAUGGCCUCUCACGGGUUUGGAUCAGCUGCGGUCUGGUCUACUGCAGCAACAGAAGCCAUACAUGCAGGGCUCCCAGCCUCUUCAUCAGCUACAAAUGCUAACACCACAGCAUCAGCAACAGCUUUUAUUGGCACAACAAAACAUGACAUCACAAUCUGCUAAUGAUGAAAGCAGAAGGCUGAGAAUGCUUCUUGGCAAUCGAAGCAUGAGCAUCGGGGGUAAAGAUGGUAUUUCUAAUUCGGUUGGUGAUGUUGUUCCAAAUCUUGGAUCACCUAUGCCUGUUCUACCUCGUGGUGAUCAAGAUAUGCUCCUCAAGUUAAAAAUGGCUCAGCUACAGCAACAACAACAACAACAACAACAACAACAGCAGCAGCAAAAUGGUAACCCACAACAGCAACAACAGCAGCAACAACAACAACAACAUCUUCAGCAUUCACUCUCUGCUCCUUUAAUUCAAAAUUCAAAUUUAAAUCUUCAACCAGAAAAGAUAAUGGGGACAAGUAGUGUAACAGGGGAUGGGAGCAUGUCAAAUUCCUUUCGUGGAAAUGAUCAGACCGGAAGAAAGAGAAAGCAACCCGUGUCUUCCUCGGGGCCCGCAAACAGUUCAGGAACUGCCAACACAGCGGGCCCCUCACCGAGCUCUGCACCUUCAACCCCAUCAACUCAUACACCUGGAGACGUGAUCUCAAUGCCUAAUUUGCCACAUAACACAACUUCUUCAAAGCCUAUGAUGAUGUUUGGCACCGAUGGUCCAACCACUCUUGCCUCCCCUUCAAACCAAUUGUGGGAUGAUAAGGACAUUGUGCAGGCUGACAUGGAUCGUUUUGUAGAGGAUGGAUCUCUUGAUGAUAAUGUGGAGUCUUUUUUAUCUCAUGAUGAUACGGAUCCAAGGGAUCCAGUUGGACGUGGUAUGGAUGUUAGCAAAGAGUUUACAUUUACGGAAGUGAGUUCUGUUCGUGCAAGUGCAAGUAAAGUGGUGUGUUGCCACUUCUCAUCUGAUGGGAAACUUCUUGCAAGUGGUGGACAUGAUAAAAAGGCUGUAUUGUGGUAUACGGAUUCAUUAAAGCCAAAAACAACUCUUGAAGAACAUUCAUCAUUGAUCACGGAUGUGAGAUUCAGCCCAAGCAUGCCACGCCUUGCCACCUCAUCUUUUGAUAAAACUGUCCGUGUUUGGGAUGCUGAUAAUCCUGGGUUUUCGCUACGUACAUUUAUCGGGCAUUCUGCAUCGGUGAUGUCAUUAGACUUCCACCCGAAUAAAGAUGACCUCAUCUGCUCGUGUGAUGGGGAUGGCGAAAUAAGAUAUUGGAGCAUAAAUAAUGGCAGCUGUUCACGUGUAUUCAAGGGUGGGACGGCUCAAGUGAGAUUCCAGCCGCGCCACGGAAGAUAUCUUGCAGCUGCGGCGGAGAAUAUAGUGUCGAUACUGGACGUUGAGACGCAAGCAUGUCGACAUUCAUUACAGGGGCAUACAAAACCGAUCCAUUCGGUUUGCUGGGACCCGAAGGGAGAGUAUUUGGCGUCUGUUAGUGAAGACUCGGUGAGAGUUUGGUCACUUAUGGCUGGAAAUGAAGGAGAGUGUAUACAUGAUCUCAGCUGUAAUGGAAAUAAGUUUCAUUCUUGUGUUUUUCAUCCUAGUUAUGCUUCUUUAUUGGUCAUUGGAUGUUACCAGUCUUUGGAGCUAUGGAACAUGUCAGAGAACAAGACGAUGACACUGUCGGCUCAUGAAGGAUUAAUUGCGGGUUUGGCAUUGUCAACAGUUACAGGUUUGGUGGCUUCGGCUAGCCAUGAUAAGAUUGUUAAACUUUGGAAAUGAAAAAAAAAU